Molecule: messenger RNA, 657 nt
Organism: Dermacentor albipictus
Lineage: Eukaryota; Metazoa; Arthropoda; Arachnida; Ixodida; Ixodidae
Source: RefSeq, a predicted model, not a curated record
ACUCUAUCUACCUUAUACCGCUACCUCUGCAACUGCUGCAUGGCGUGUCACCUGGUGUAAUAUGCAACUGCAAUGGAAAGGGCGCACCUAUAGAGCUACUCGGGGAGCAUCUCACACCGCAAGCCGUCACGUAUGCCGGAGACCUUGCUCGUUCUCUUAAUCACUUCAUGAAGAACUGCGUCCGUAUCCUGCACUGCGUCAAGAGCCUACCGAGUACGAAGACUGUGGGGAAGUUCCUGGAUACUGCCUGUGAUAGUUGGAACGACUGCAUAAGGACGCUCAAAACUGAUAUCAUGGAGACACUUUACAAGUGCAUGAAGAGUCAAUUGUGGGCCAUCUAUAAUGGAACCGAAGUGAUCCCGUACAACGAAAUGUUGUGCAUAGAGAAGGCAGCGGACUGCGGCGCCGGGCAAGUAGGAAGCAUCGCAGUCGGCAAGCUACAGAUAUUGUACCUGAGGAGGCUCUUCGGAUAAGGCGGCAAUACGCAGCUUACGGGCACUUGCAACAACGGUAUUGCUGCUCUGCCAAGAAUGGCGACCAGGAUGAACCGUUUGCGAUGUGUGAAAAAUAAAAGAUUCUGUCAGUUCCGCGCAAUGCAGUGAGUAGGCAGAACAUUGGAACAAUAAGGAUGAAUAAACAAAGAGUCGCUCGCUCAGA